This is a messenger RNA of Solanum dulcamara, 3453 nucleotides long. RefSeq names its product nuclear pore complex protein NUP96. Gene Ontology annotation, cellular component: nuclear pore. Lineage: Eukaryota; Viridiplantae; Streptophyta; Magnoliopsida; Solanales; Solanaceae. Gene Ontology annotation, molecular function: structural constituent of nuclear pore. The record is from RefSeq and is a predicted model, not a curated record. The transcript has 6 exons. The coding region runs from base 158 to 3259 and encodes 1033 amino acids. Gene Ontology annotation, biological process: nucleocytoplasmic transport.
UUGAGAAAGCAAAGCUAAAACCCUCCAUCUCGUCCACAGUCUCAGCGACAUUCAUGAAGACGAACUCUGCGAAGUGGUGAAACUAAGAAGCCAUAAUUGUUGUAUCAAAGGCAUUUGUAACGAAACUUGUAGUGGUUUUGGAAGAAGUAACAUACUAAUGGAGGUUGAUUUAGGGGCUCCUGAACAACUUAUUGUUUCUCAAUCUCAAUGUAAAAGAAGAAAAAUUUCUGCUUUAGAUCCGAUUUUGGGCGAGAAUGAAGCUGCUUUACCUACCUUGCGAUCUCCUGAUUAUUUUACUGACCCAUGCUUGAGUGAAUUGGCUAUUCGGGAGCUUAUGAGCUCAGGGUAUUGCAGCAAAGUUGAAAAUUUUACUGUUGGGAGGUUUGGUUAUGGGUUUGUCAAAUUUUCUGGGGAAACAGAUGUUAGGGGGUUGGAUUUGGAUCGAAUUGUCAAGUUUAGCAGACAUGAGGUGAUUGUAUAUGAAGAUGAAAAUGACAAGCCUCCAGUUGGCAUGGGGCUUAACAAACCUGCUGAAGUAACUUUGCUACUGGAAAUACGAUCCGCAAAACACUAUGACGUGGAUUCUUCUGGAGAAAUGGUGGAGAGAUUAAGACUCAGAACAGAGAGACAAGGAGCGCGUUUUAUCUCAUUUGAUCCAUCAAAUGGAGAAUGGAAAUUCUUCGUUCAACACUUCAGCAGAUUUGGUUUGAAUGAGGAAGAAGACGAAGAUAUGAUAACUGAUGAUGUGUCUCCGGAAGUUCAAGAUCCAGUGGAUAUCAAUGGAGAAGACGUUUCCGACAUUGAUGAAGAAACCUUCUUAGCCAAUACAACUGAUCUUUCACAUUCUCUUCCCGCUCAUCUUGGGUUAGAUCCUGUAAAGAUGAAAGAAAUGAGAAUGCUGAUGUUUCCAGCAGAAGAAGAGGAUAUAGAUGAUUAUCACGAUGUUCCUUUUGAUAGAAAACCACAAUUCAGUAAGGAAUCUUCAAAAUCCCCUUUGCAGCAUAAAUACCAGAGAGUUAGUCCACCUUUAACUCGCAAGACUCCAUUGGCUUUGAUUGAAUACAAACAUGGUAGUUUUGGCUCGGACUCAGCUGGGUCCAUUUUGAUGACCCAACAAAAUAAGGGUGUGCUUCUAAAGACAACAAAGACUGAAGGUUUCAAGCUGGUUGUUAGGCAGCAAACACCUAUAAGUGGAUCCUACUCUUGUAAUGUUGUUGAUGCAGGAUUGUUCAUGGGUAGAUCAUUUGGAGUUGGCUGGGGGCCUAAUGGUGUUCUUAUUCAUUCUGGCGCUCCAGUUGGUAGUAAAGACAAUCAAAGUUUGUCUUCAAUAAUCAAUUUGGAGAAGGUUGCAUUUGACCAAGUAGCUAGAGAUGAAAAUAAAAAGUUUAGGGAGGAACUUGUUGAUUUGUGUUUUGAUUCAGCCCUCCAUCUUCACAAGGAAAUUAGUCAUGAAACCAAAGAGUUCGGGGAGGGACCCUUUGCGUUAAAGCUUCAAAGACUUGUGUGUGAUCGUCAAAUGCUUUCAGAUGUAUGUCGGAGUUAUAUUGGUGUCAUUGAGAGGCAAUUGGAGGUUCCUGACUUAUCGCCAGCAUCCCGUAUUUUUCUGAUGCACCAAGCAAUGAUUUGGGAAUUAAUAAAAGUGCUUUUCUCGUCUAGACAAUUGAGUGGGAAAUUAAAGUCUCUUGAAGAUGAGGAUGAGGAAGAUAUGAUACCUGAUGCGAGAGAAACUGCUUCAGAUGUUGAUCCAGAGGCACUUCCAUUGAUAAGGAGAGCAGAAUUCAGCUUUUGGUUGCAAGAGAGUGUUUGUCACAGGGUACAGGAAGAAGUAAGUUCUUUGAAUGAUUCAAGUGAUCUACAACAUAUGUUUUUACUUCUAACUGGUCGGCAGUUGGAUGCUGCUGUGGAACUGGCGGCUUCUAGGGGAGAUGUGCGACUUGCAAUGCUUCUUAGCCAAGCUGGUGGUUCGAUGGUUGAUCGUUCUGAUGUUGCUAGGCAGCUUGAUAUUUGGAGAGUAAAUGGGUUGGACUUCAAUUUCGUUGAGACAGAGAGGAUUAGGGUUCUUGAGUUGGUUGCUGGCAACAUUCAUAGAGCAUUACAUGAUGUAGACAUUGACUGGAAAAGGUUUCUGGGGUUGUUGAUGUGGUAUCAGCUUCCACCGGAAACUGAAUUGCCUGUUGUGUUCCGCACAUAUCAGCGGCUUCUUAAUGAAGGAAAAGCUCCAUCUCCAGUUCCAGUUUAUAUUGAUGAAGGACCUAUAGAACUGUCAAUGAAUUGGCAUGCAGUGAAACAUUUUGACCUCAGUUACUAUCUUAUGCUUCUUCAUGCUAAUCAAGAAAUUGAUUUCAGUGCUCUAAAGACGAUGUUCUGUGCCUUUGCUUCAACAAACGAUCCCCUUGACUACCACAUGAUCUGGCAUCAGCGAGCUGUUUUAGAAGCCAUUGGUGCUUUCAGUUCUAAUGAUCUUCAUGUGCUAGACAUUAGUUUCAUUUCUCAGCUUCUAUGUCUUGGUCAAUGUCAUUGGGCUGUCUAUGUGGUGCUUCACAUGCCUCACCGUGAAGAUUGUCCUUAUUUGCAAGCUGCUCUUAUAAGGGAAAUACUCUUCCAGUACUGUGAAACUUGGAGUUCUCAGGACUUGCAGCGGCAAUUUAUUGAGGAUCUAGGUAUUCCAUCAGCAUGGUUGAACGAGGCUUUGGCAACGUAUUUUAAUUAUUACUUUGAAUUCCCCAAAGCCCUAGAACACUUUUUGGAGUGCGGAAAGUGGCAGAAAGCGCACACUAUUUUUAUGACUUCAGUUGCUCAUUCUCUUUUUCUAUCAGAGGAACACUCAGAAAUAUGGAGGCUAACAGCUUCCAUGGAGGAUCACAAGUCAGAAAUUGAAGAUUGGGAUCUGGGAGCUGGAAUAUAUAUAUCUUUUUAUUUGUUGAGAAGUUCUUUGCAGGAGGACAAUGACGCUAUGAAUCAAGUAGACACUCUAGAAAACAAAGACAAUGCUUGUGCAGACUUCAUCCGUUGGUUAAACAACUCUUUGGCUGUUUGGACUAGCAGAUUGCCUGUCAAAGCGAGGGUAGUUUAUUCGAAGAUGGCUGAGGAGAUAUGCAAUUUGUUGCUUUCUGAUAGCGGUGGAAGUUCAUCAAAUGAGGUUCAGCUAAGCUGCUACGAUACCAUAUUCAAGGCACCCAUACCUGAAGAUACUCGUGCAUACCAUUUGCAGGAUGCUGUGUCUCUUUUUACAUCUUACCUUUCCGAGGUGCUGUCAUAGUUCCCUUUUGUCAAGCCCCAUAUCUCUAUUUUAACAACAAAAUUUUGUAUGUUUAUACAUCAUAACAUUCGUGUAAUAAUAACUCAUUUAUGUUAUAAUCCUUCUCCCCGAGGACUUCCUGUUACUUUUAGUAAUUUGUGUAUUCAUUCACAAGUAAAUCCUGUACUUGUAAAAGUUUGGGUUUUGUUGGACAA